AUGACCGCUGCGUUUAAUACUAUCCGCAGACAGACCAUCAUCAACCUCCUCAUUGAUGCAGGAUGCUCUAGAGACGACAUUCGCCUAGUUCAGUACCUCCUCUCAAAUACAAAGCUCAAGGUGACGGUCAACAGAUCUGAGUCUGGUGAAUUUGUGAUUAAUAUUGGCGCUUACCAGGGAGACAGUCUGGCAGGUAAAGUGUUUACAUUGACCCUUGCCGGUGCCCUGAAUCACAUCAGAGCCGUGAUCAGUGUCACGAUUCCUAGACCGAACCCCCCAGUCUCUGAUAGAGGCCUCCCGUUAGAGUCCGCCUAUGCUGACGAUGCUGAGCUUCUGAGUGAAGAUGGUCAGAGCCUGGUGAAGAUACUAGAGAUUGCCAGUGAUAUACUAAAGGAUUGGAGUCUCUUUGUUAACGAAUCAAAGACGGUGUUUACAAGAGUGUAUUUGGCAGAUACAGAUGCUUUAGAUGCCCAUGGCAAUAAAAUUAGAGGAGAUGAAGAGUGGCGAGAGUCAGUGCUAUUAGGAUCAAAGCUCUGUUCAGAAAGAGAUAUUGUCAACAGACGCAACAAAGCCAAUGUUGCCUUCUACACCUACAAGAAAGUCUGGUUGAAUAGCUCUGUUCAGAUCAGUGAGAGUAGAAAGCUGAAGCUGUACGAAGCUCUUGUCACUUCAGUGUUGUUGUAUAACUGUAGCAGCUGGGCUGCUCCUGAAACCGUAAUGGCAUCUGUCGACGUUCUUCAAAGGAAGCAUCUGAGACAGAUAAUCAACACCUAUUGGCCUACGCAGGUCCUCAAUCGACAGAUCCUCUGGAUGGCCUGCAGACAUCACGUCCUGGAGGCGGAGCUUGUAAGAGGAUCUGCCUCCAAGCAACUGUUCGGUGACACAAUAUCACUCGAAGUAACCCUUUUCAAGAUCAUGAAGACCUCCUGGGUAGAUCUCGAUCUGCAGAACAUCGUCCUUCCCGAUAUCCCUACGCGCUAA
Messenger RNA from Bolinopsis microptera, 981 nucleotides. RefSeq lists its product as uncharacterized. NCBI's taxonomy places the organism in Eukaryota, Metazoa, Ctenophora, Tentaculata, Lobata, Bolinopsidae. The transcript has 2 exons. Bases 1 to 981 code for a protein of 326 amino acids. The record is from RefSeq and is a predicted model, not a curated record.